This is a messenger RNA of Rotaria sp. Silwood2, 564 nucleotides long. NCBI's taxonomy places the organism in Eukaryota, Metazoa, Rotifera, Eurotatoria, Philodinida, Philodinidae. The record is from the annotation of a GenBank genome assembly.
AUGAAGCUGAUUGCAGAUUACAAACUUGGUGCUGAAGAAAUAGGAGAACGUGUAUUUGCGGAAUAUAGAGAAGCAACUGACGAUGAUUCAUCAGCAAAAUAUGGACAUAUGAAUAUUGGUUAUACAGCAAUGUCAUUCUCAUAUCGAAUGGAGACAAGUAACACUGAUUCACGAGAUGAAGAUAGCAACGAGGCGAUUGAAGAUAAACCAGUUGACGAUAGUAUUAAAGAAGUAAGACAAAAAAAAUUCACUUUUCAAGAAGUACUUUUUCAGAUGGAAUUCUUCGAUUUGGAUUAUUUAGAAGAUAAACUUCUCGAAUGUAUUCAAGCAGUACCUCGUUGGUAUUAUUUGCGAAAAAUACCUACCGAAGGCGAUUAUCCAGACGAAAAUGAUAUGGUUGAUGAAAAUAUUUCACAUUUACGUCAUGUUGCUGAGCGUUCACCAUAUUUUCGUGAACUUCAUAUUAAUGCAGAUCUUGAUUUUGCUCGCGUUCUUUCAUCAAAUGUCGAACUUGGCAUCUUACUUUCGUUUCAACUUGAAAUACUUUAUUUUACUGUAAAAUAA